AUGCCGGGCUGCGGGCACUCCCACCGGGCUGGCGGCGCUGCUGUUUUCCGCACCCGGUGGCGGUUUGGAGGGAGCCCAUGGAAAGCUGCCUGCAUUCCCGGCCGCUUCCAGCACGGGCCCUGUCCCCGUGACUCGGCGCUCAGGGCAGGGGCGCCCUCGCUGCUGUCACCGGCUGCUUCCCAGGAGGAUGCCAAAACCCACUGCCCGGAGGCCAGGCCGGCCGGUACCACCCGUGGGACCAGGCGCUCUGGGGAGCGUCGUCCUGUGCUGCUGUCGGGCACGGGAGAUGGGGAGCAGGAGCCCGGCCCCAGCCAGGAAGGGCAGGAAGGGAGCCCGGCUCAGGAUCACUUGGAAAGCAGCCUGCCCGAGGAGGAGGCGCGCGGGGAGCGCGCGGCGGGGGGGUCCGGCAGGGACCCGCGGGGAGGCGCAGGCCCUGGCACCGGCCCCGGAGGAUGCGGCCGGCCCGGCCUCCAUCCGUCUGCAGAGCCCUCGCCGGCCGAGACGAGCGACGAGGACUUCCUGGAGGAGGCGGCCGACGAGGACGGCGGCAGCGACGGCAUGGGGGGCGACGGCAGCGAGUUCCUGCAGCGGGACUUCUCGGAGACCUACGAGCGGUACCACGUGGAGAGCCUGCAGAACAUGAGCAAGCAGGAGCUCGUCAAGGAGUACCUGGAGCUCGAGAAGUGCCUGUCGCGCAUGGAGGACGAGAACAACCGGCUGCGGAUGGAGAGCAAGAAGUGAGGGGGGAAGGGGGCCCGGCUGCGGCAGCUGGAGCUCGAGGGGGACAAGUUGCGAGCCGAGAACCUGCGAAGGUUCCGAGCGUCGCUCUGCUGCGGGCGCCUCCGCGGGCGCUGCCGGCGCGGGGAGCUGGGCCUGGCUCCGGUUCCUGGCCAGCCGCUCCGCGGAGCUCCCCCUGCGGACGCUGCUUGCCGGGAGCUUUAA
Tinamus guttatus (white-throated tinamou) is the source of this 942-nucleotide messenger RNA. It is a transcript of the gene HEXIM1, whose product is annotated as HEXIM P-TEFb complex subunit 1. Gene Ontology annotation, molecular function: cyclin-dependent protein serine/threonine kinase inhibitor activity; 7SK snRNA binding. Gene Ontology annotation, biological process: negative regulation of cyclin-dependent protein serine/threonine kinase activity; negative regulation of transcription by RNA polymerase II. NCBI's taxonomy places the organism in Eukaryota, Metazoa, Chordata, Aves, Tinamiformes, Tinamidae. The record is from RefSeq and is a predicted model, not a curated record. Gene Ontology annotation, cellular component: cytoplasm; nucleus; nucleoplasm.